AUGUUGAAGAAAACGCAAGGCUUGGUCGACGUGGACGCGUCGCGCAUUCUUGUGAAGGGGCCCGAAUUUUUGAGGAGACAGAUGGAGCGAGAAAGCGAGGCGAAUAAAGGACGCGUCAGUGCGGUGGAGAGGCUGGCAGCCACUAAACCUCAAUAUGUAAAAAGCCAACAAGUGGUCGGUUCCACUCCGGUUAUCAGCAUCGGGUCUGCCUCCGUGAGCAGCCGAGGGUCUUCAAACGGGCACGGUUCCGUUAAUAACGCCGCUCGUGCUGAUGUUGAGGCUAUACAGUCGCCUGAAGAAGAUAGUAAUGUGGUGAGACGGAGCAGCUCGAAGAAACGAGACUCGAUUUUAUUAUACAGACAGAAGUGUGAACUCUUGAGAGGAUCGCCUGGCGGGAGUAGGAGAUUAAUUAAAAAGUCGUUAUUCGCUAUUAAAGACAAGACAAACGCGUUUUCUGAGGCGCGCGGUGGUGAAUGCGCCACACGCAGGGACUGCGGGAAAGAGGCCCCUCGGGUAAAUUUACCCAUCUCAAACGGCCACUCGGGUGAGACAAACGAUUUGCCGAGAGGACCUCCUCACAGGAUAGUCGCAGAAACCCAGGAGCAGGAGCGCAAGAGCCGGAGGGGGGUGGCGCGCUCCAGCUCUGACAUCAGUUCGCGCUACUCGAAAAACUUCGCGGACUUCGACGCGUUCUUCAAAUACUGCGGCCUCGAGGGUGACGUCAUCGAGUCCCUGGGCAGAGAGAAGUUCUCCGCGCGCUCGGACAACCUCAGCUCCAAAAUCCUGAGCAUCAGCGUCUCGACGUCAGACGACGGAUUCUCCAGGAGCAGCGACGGCCUGCACGAGGAGGAAUUGCAGGAGACCGUGCGUCAAGGGUCAUCAGUUGUCGAGCGCAACGCUCGGAUCAUCAAGUGGCUCUACAGUUGCAGAAAUGCCGCGGAGUCGGGAAAGACGCUUCGAGAUCUGGAUUAA
Sinocyclocheilus rhinocerous is the source of this 972-nucleotide messenger RNA. Its product is annotated as protein FAM110C-like. The transcript has a single exon. The coding region runs from base 1 to 972 and encodes 323 amino acids. Lineage: Eukaryota; Metazoa; Chordata; Actinopteri; Cypriniformes; Cyprinidae. The record is from RefSeq and is a predicted model, not a curated record.